This is a messenger RNA of Nothoprocta perdicaria, 2050 nucleotides long. It is a transcript of the gene ALKBH1, whose product is annotated as alkB homolog 1, histone H2A dioxygenase. Gene Ontology annotation, molecular function: broad specificity oxidative DNA demethylase activity; ferrous iron binding; oxidative RNA demethylase activity. The record is from RefSeq and is a predicted model, not a curated record. Gene Ontology annotation, biological process: oxidative RNA demethylation. Bases 1 to 1020 code for a protein of 339 amino acids. Gene Ontology annotation, cellular component: nucleus; cytoplasm. NCBI's taxonomy places the organism in Eukaryota, Metazoa, Chordata, Aves, Tinamiformes, Tinamidae. The transcript has 6 exons.
AUGGAUAGUGUUGUAUUUCUUCUCUGUUCCCUCACCAGAUCUGUUUUCUUCUGCCAGGUGUUCAGGUCACAGCUCAGUAUCUCUUCAGUCAGCGAUCAAGAUGCCUACAGAGCAGGAUUACAGCCAGUUAGCCAGUGGAAAGCCUAUGGCCUCAAUGGCUAUCCAGGGUUUAUUUUCAUACCAAACCCUUUCCUUCCGGGCUGCCAGCGUCACUGGGUGAAACAGUGUCUCAAGCUGUACCCCCAAAAACCCAAUGUCUGCAACCUGGACCUGCACAUGGCUCCUGAGGAGACCAUUGAUCUGUGGGGGCAGAGCAAGGAGCAGCUGAGAAGAAAAGGUUCUGGUAAAAAGGAGCCCAGGAGUUUAUUGGAGAAGCUGCGCUGGGUGACCCUUGGUUACCAUUAUAACUGGGAUACCAAGAAGUACUCAGCAAAUCACCACACUCCUUUCCCCUCAGACCUCGCAUUCUUGUCAGAGCAAGUGGCUGCAGCAUGUGGGUUCCGGGGUUUUCAAGCCCAGGCUGGGAUCUUGAACUACUAUCACUUUGAUUCUUCACUGGGAAUACACGUGGAUGAGUCUGAAUUGGACCAUUCUCGGCCUCUUUUAUCAUUCAGUUUUGGGCAGUCGUCCAUAUUUCUGCUGGGGGGCCUGCGGCGGGAGGAGGCGCCCACGGCCAUGUUCAUGCACAGCGGGGACAUCAUGGUGCUGUCGGGCCGGAGCCGCCUGCUGCACCACGCGGUGCCCCGCGUGCUGCCCGGCCCCGGCGGCGCCGCCCUGCCGCCCUGCCUGGAGCAGGCGCUUCCCGCCGGCCUGCCCGCCGGCGCCGUCGUGGAGCGCGGCUCCGAGGAGGACUGGCAGGUCUGUGCCAGCUACCUGCGCUCCUCCCGCAUUAAUGUGACCGUCAGGCAGGUGCUGGCUGACGGGCAGGAGUUCCCGGAGGAAGCCGGGGCUAAUGGAAAGGGCCAAGCACCCGCUGAAGAUGGUCAGCACCGGGAGAAGAGACACAAAACUGACAGCUGAGACGGGGACAUGGUGCUGGCGGGGACUGCACUGGUGGCUUCCGCCGCGGGGAACUCGCGUGCGCAGGCUGGACUGUGUGGGGAUGAAGGAGCUUUGCAGAGUGUGUCCCUUGUUGCUGGGAGAAAGAGGUGGUGGUAAGACUGAAUUUAAAAGGAAAAGAGGGAUUAUUUCAGGACUGGGACUCAGAUGAUCUCUUGCAGUUUGGUUAGAAAUGUUUUCUGAAUUCAGAUUUCACUGAAACAGCUGUAUGGCAGGGAAUUUUAAACUUGGUUUAGUGAUGUUCACAUUGUAUUUUGAAAUAGCUGGACAGAACACAUUAGCAAAAAAGAAUAUAUAGUUGCUGUGUAUUAAAGAAAACUCUGGGGCUUGUAAAGCUCAGUUGCAGUGUACUGAUCAUUUACAAGUGCAAGUGGAAACAGACUGCCAUGAAAAUGAAAGCUGCUUCCAGCGCUUCUCCAGCUACAAGUUGCUCAGUGCUCCCGGCCCAGCAGCUCCCCCGUGCCACAGCUGUGUACACCUGCAGCACUCCAGCCUACCUGCCUGCCUGCACCCCGCCAGCUGCUGCGGGGACUGCUGCUGUUAGUGUAACUGCACUUGCAUACCUCACAUUCUAGGGAGUAUGGGGGCAAGAGUUCUUCAGACAACUCCUAACUCCCAGUUGAUUGCCCUCCCAACAGAUCCUGUGGGAUUGAACCCUUCAUCCCUGCUGUUUGAGAACUGCAGCUGUUCACUGCCUGUAGAGGAUGGUCCUGCACUUCCAAGCAGGCAUCUUUAAGGAGCAGAAGGGCUUAGAAGGAGAAAAAAAGAAAUUGUAAAUGAAGUACCCAAAAAAAGAAACUAAUCAAUGAUUAUCUCUACCACCCAGAAGAUAAAUGUAACAAAACAAAGAAAAAUGCGAGCUUUUGUGCCUGUUCUGUUUAAGACUCAGGCUUUCCUGUCUGUUUUUUAAUGCAUUUUAAUUGUUGGAGUGGAAUACUCUGUCCCUGGGGUAUUUUGUCAUGCUUUCCCAAUGAAUAAACUUAACUCUAUU